Molecule: messenger RNA, 3803 nt
Organism: Grammomys surdaster
Lineage: Eukaryota; Metazoa; Chordata; Mammalia; Rodentia; Muridae
Gene: Cass4
Product: Cas scaffold protein family member 4
Exons: 7
Coding region: 145-2529 (794 amino acids)
Biological process (GO): cell migration; cell surface receptor protein tyrosine kinase signaling pathway
Cellular component (GO): cytoplasm; plasma membrane
Molecular function (GO): protein binding
Source: RefSeq, a predicted model, not a curated record
GACUGUUUCCAUGUGUUGGCAAACAGUUCCAUAGAAUCCAGCUUCUGGGAACCAACCAGCAGCAUGCAGUGACAUUGCAUCAUUGGGCUCUGGAACCAGACAUAUCAGCUGCAGAGCACAGAGGAGCCUGCUCACAUCACCGACAUGAGAGGCACCAGCAUCAGAGAGGGUGCUCCUAAGAUCCUGUUGGCCAGGGCACUUUAUGACAACCGUCCUGAUUGCUCUGAUGAGCUCGGUUUCUCCAGAGGGGAUAUCCUGACCAUUGUUGAGCAAAAUGUGCCAGAAAGCGAAGGCUGGUGGCAGUGCCUGCUCCACGGGAGGCAAGGCCUGGCGCCCGCCAACCGCCUCCAAGUCCUGGGAGAGACCCCUGCAGACAGACCCUGUGCCCUGCUCCUGAGAGGCCUGAACACAGAUUCCACCAGCUCGGAGGCACCUUACCAGGUGUCCAACUUGUUCUCCCCACCACCCCCGGGUCCUGUGUAUGAACCGAUGAGGAGCUGGGUAGAGGGGCCGCCGCCAGCUACUGCCCAAGUCUACGAAUUGCCUGACUCACCUUCCAGUGCCAAGAUUAUCUGUGAAAAGACUCUGAGCUUCCCCAAGCAGGCCCUCUUUGUGCUUCCCAGACCGACGAGGGCCUCCUUGCCAACGCUUCCUUCCCAGGUGUAUGACGUGCCUGCUAAGAGGCAAAUCUCCUCCACUCUUGAGAGGCCGGAGAAGCAGCCAUUCUAUGACAUACCCACCAGUUCCCAGAAGGCUGUGCUUCACUCGUCCACCAGCCAGGCAAGUGGACAGGGACAGUGUGUUACGCUAACACCAACAAUGGCCUCCAGACAAGGUGGUUGCUAUAACCCGGUAUCCAGCCCUCAGAAGUCAGAAUGGACUCAUGUGUUGCUGGAAAAGGCUGAUGUCAGAAAUGUAUCUAUGACCAGCUUCGCCAAAGAAUCGGGAUCCAGUACCAUUCCAGGUGCCUCUGCUGUCCACACUGGAGCUGUGGCCCUCUCCUCACAGCUGGGGAACACUAUGCAGAAGAAAAGCAUCCUCCCAGAAGAACCUUCCUAUGCCAUCCCGAUGCCCAGGGACCCGCUUCCUUCUGAUGCAGGUAGCAGCUACAAGGUUCCUUCCAGGUUUCUCAUUCCCAGAGUGGAACAACAAAACACCAAGCCAAACAUUUACGACACCCCUAAAGCCUUGCAGGGUUUGCCUCUGGCUGGAAAGGAGCUGGAGAAAGGCAGAGAGACUCCAGAGAAUUCCCCCUGCAUCUCCAGACAGACAAGUUUCCUGUCUCCUGACUCAGACCGAUUAUCUGUUGCUAGCUCAGACAGCAGGGCUAGCAUAGUAUCUUCAUGUUCUUCCAUAUCCAUGGACUCCUCCCCUGGCUCUUCCUCAGAGGACUCCAUGAAGGAGCUAUGGACGGACCUGGACUUUGCAAAAGAGACAGCAGUGUCUCUGCAACACAAAGUGGCCAGCUCAGCGGCAAGCCUGCUCCUCUUUGUAAGCAGGACUUGGAGGUUCAAAGACUCCUUGGAAACCAAUAUCAACAGAAUCCACAGGGCCGUUGACCAUGUAGAGGAAUCUGUAAGAGAGUUUCUGGAUUUUGCCCAAAGGGUUGGUGGGACCGCCUGCAAUCUUACAGAUAGCUACCUUCAGGCUAGGAUUAAAGAUCAGCUCCAGACAAUCUCUAGCUCCUACCAGACACUGCUGGAUGCCAAGGGAAGCCUGGACCGCUGCAAUUGGUCCCUGGAAGUUCUCGUGAUGGACAAAGUCCAAAACAGCGUGGAUGACCUGGAGAGGUUCGUCUCGGUCGCACGAGUAGUUCCAGAAGACGUCAAGAGGUUUACCUCCAUUGUCAUUGCCAAUGGGAAGCUCCUGUUCAAGCAGAACUGUGAGAAGGGAGAGACAGACUUGAAGUGUGAAAGAUGCAUCCAGCCUCCUCAGAGAGAAACUGAGUCGUACCAGGAGCGCAGCCCCUUCAACAGACAACAACCGGCAACCGAACGCUCCUUUGAACUAGCAAAGAAAAGCAGAGUGAAUGUCUGUGGGCAGAAGUCACCUAACCUACAAGAGAAAGGGAAGCCCACCAAGGAAGGAAAGUCAAAGGGAAACCAAGACUUCCAUGGCCCGAGUCCAACCUCUGUUACCCCAUCUCCCAGUGGGCAGAACACAGAGAGGAAGAUCCACCUGUCUGAGCACAGCAGGCUCUAUUUCGGAGCACUCUUCAAAGCCAUCAGUGUCUUUGCCAGCAGCCUCAGCAACAGCCAACCCCCCGAGGUCUUCAUCACUCAGAGCAAGCUGGUCAUCACGGUUGGGCAGAAGCUGGUGGACACACUGUGCAGUGAGACCCAGGAGAAAGAUGAGCGAAAUGAGAUUCUGUGUGGCAGCAGUCACCUGUGUGGCCUGCUCAAGGACAUGGCUCUGGCCACCAAGACUGCAGUGAUCCAGUACCCGAGCCCCAGUGCUCUGAGCCUCCUCCAAUCAGAGGUGGAGAAACUAGAGCACCACUCUCGGAAAUUCAGAGACACAUUGGAAUGAAGCUGAUGGAGGUCAACUCCUGCAAGUUUCAUACUCACCACUCUGUUCUGUGGAAAAGCCAAUCAGAAUGGCUGAAACAGCCAUGGGUCUCGGAACCAGUGUUAGUAAGUGGCUAAGCCUCUGAAGGAGGCUCUUCUCUAGAGUCUGACCUCUCUUACCCCAGUGGUAAGGUCUCCCAGUGGGCAGAACACAGAAAGAAAGGUCCAUGAGGAGGUCAAGAAAGAGAGGCAGGACCUUGAGAUGCUGAACUCACUGUCCCAAGGUAUACAGCAUCGUCAGGGGAAGUGGCAUUGUAGAAGCCAUGUUUUGUGUCAGUCAAAUGUGUGUGUGGUUUACAGUCAUUCUACACUUACUAGGCAGCACCUAAGGUCAAGGUCAAGGGGCUGAAGAGACAGCAGCGUGUCAAAGGCUCUGACCUCCCAGAGUCACCAUCUGAUUGGGAAGGGACAAAGAAUUAUCUGUAGUCUGUUCGAUGCUCAUGAGAAAAGAAACUGGGAAAGAGGGAGAAUGGAGAAGGAGAAAAGAACUUUCCCCAAAGGAUUGAUUCCUGUUGCGUUCUUUAGGAAAGUGCGGGGAUCACGACUUAAGUUUAGCAGUCAGGAGGCAGAAGUGGACAGACAGACCUUAAUGUGACUAGUCCACAGUGAGCCACAAGCCAAAGGCUAUAUAUUGAGAACCUAUUUUUUUUAAGCGUCCCCAAAAGUAAUGAGUUUGCCUUUUUUAUCAGUUGUUUUAGAUUAAUACUGUGAGAUAUAUUCAAAUUGUAUAUUCAUGAAUGUGCGUGCACGCAUUUGUGUGUGUGUGUGUGCAUGUGUUGCUAGAAACUGAAUCUAGGGUUUCACAAAUGCUAAGCAUGUACUUUGCCACAAAGAUUGACCCCUAGUCCCCCGAAAUGUAUCUUUGCUGUUACUUCACCCCAAAGAUGAUGGUUAUAUACUCCGUAAGAGACGAUGGUUAUGUGCUGUUGGGUCCCCUACUAACUUAUUUUGUGUUACAAAUCCUGUAUCAAUUGGUUCCCCUGUUCAGUUAGGUUUAUAUUUCACUAGUCUCAAAUCUGUUAUAUUAUUUAUCUAUAAUCAUGGGAUUAAACACAUUUGCAAGGCCCUGAGAGAUGGCUCAGGAGGUAGAGGCACCUACCCCCAAUCUGGUUUCCUGAGUUCUAUCCCAGGGACCCAUGUGGUGGAAGGAAAGAACUGACUCCUCAUAACUGUCUUCAGACAUCCACACACAAGAUAAAACGAAACUUGUAAUUAAAAACUUAAACCAUAUGAGCA